AUGUAUUCUUUUGCUGCUGUGGGUGCUUGGGUUCAGUUGCGCGGGCUUCGUAUACUCGGUUGUAGUGCUGACUUGCGUUCCUGCUGGUCAGGACAGCUUCGUCGAUUUGUGGCAUCUUUCGUUAUGGGCGAUGGCUGCCGGGUUUUUCUUACUCUGUUCAAUGUCUCCGUAUUCUUAUGA
This is a messenger RNA of Penicillium paradoxum, 180 nucleotides long. RefSeq lists its product as uncharacterized. NCBI's taxonomy places the organism in Eukaryota, Fungi, Ascomycota, Eurotiomycetes, Eurotiales, Aspergillaceae. The coding region runs from base 1 to 180 and encodes 59 amino acids. The record is from RefSeq and is a predicted model, not a curated record. The transcript is spliced from 2 exons.